AUGGCUCUGUCUAACUUCCAAAAAGAAAGCACCGCCCAGGAGGUGCGUCCCCUCAUGGACCGCCUGUGCGACGAGCUGAAGGGUCUGAAGGAAGCCGUCAUAACUCUGACGGAACAGCAGUCGCCGCCGGCGGCCGGCCCGCACACCCGGCCCCAGAGUUCCGCGGAGCUGCGGGACGCGGUGCUGGCCGACGUUCGCGGCAUGCUGAACGAGGAGCUGCGGCAGCUGCGCCGAGAGCUGCAGAAGCUGAGCGAGGUGCGUCCCCUCAUGGACCGCCUGUGCGACGAGCUGCAGGGUCUGAAGGAAGCCGUCAUAACUCUGACGGAACAGCAGUCGCCGCCGGCGGCCGGCCCGCACACCCGGCCCCAGAGUUCCGCGGAGCUGCGGGACGCGGUGCUGGCCGACGCUCGUGGCAUGCUGAAUGAGGAGCUGCGGCAGCUGCGCCGAGAGCUGCAGGAGCUGAGCCUGGAGGUGGACCAGAUGAAGAACCAGAAGCAGCUGGAGGUGGACCAGAUGAGGAACCAGAAGCAGCUGGAGGUGGACCAGAUGAAGAACCAGAAGCAGCUGGAGGUGGACCAGAUGAAGAACCAGAAGCAGCUGGAGGCGCAGGCGGCACCACAGCUGCAGCAGCUCCCCAUACCGCAGCUGUUUUCCUGCGAUGGCAAGGCCCCUGCCACGACGGCUCCCACCAUCUUCGGGUCGGGGUUUAGUAAGACGACGCCCGCUACCAGGACGGUCUGUAGCACGGACGGCGGUCUCAGGUUCGGCCAGGCACCGUCGGCCUGGACUGGGCGUACCACCACUGGCGCCUCUGCUGCCGCCUCCACUGGCUUCAGCUUUGGACCGACCACAGCGCCACCUGCUCAGCCGAGCACGCCGAGCUUCUCGUUCCGUCCGCCGACCGCCGAGGGCGCCACCAGCACACCGGCCAAGGCAAGGGGCGAGAACACCACGGAGGAGGAGCCUGUCAGCUCGACCUCUGGCUCUGGCGCCGCGGUCUCCACUACCACCUCCAGCGUCGUGACCUCUGCCCCCGCCGUCGGCGCCGGAGCCGCCACCCCCAACAGUUCCUUCCAUUUCAAGGCUGCCCCGUUUGCGUUCGGCGUCGACCAGGGUAAGGUCGUCGAGGCGACUCCCAAGGCCACGUUCGAGUUCGGCCUCUCGUCCGCAGCCUCGUCGCCGUUCAAAUUCUCAUUCGGCGGCGACGCUGACAAGUCUGGAUCCUCGAUCUUCGGAGGAGCGGCGGCAGCGGACACAAAGACCACGUCAAUAUUUGGAGUCGUCUACGUUCGGCUCCAGCUCCUCAGUGUUAAGUGGAUGGCCGUCGUUCGGUAG
Molecule: messenger RNA, 1335 nt
Organism: Amphibalanus amphitrite
Lineage: Eukaryota; Metazoa; Arthropoda; Thecostraca; Balanomorpha; Balanidae
Exons: 6
Coding region: 1-1335 (444 amino acids)
Source: RefSeq, a predicted model, not a curated record